AUGCGUUGUGAACUUCUGUUCGAGCCGACACAAACCACUGCGAGACUUGACAGACUCUCUCUCUCUCUCUCUCUCUCUCUCUCUCUCUCUCUCUCUCUCUCUCUAAAAUCUAUGUUUCCAAUGGUUGCAGAACCUUUUUUGCUGAAUGUUGACUGUACGCCUUACAUUGAUGGUUAUUCUAUCCACAAAACGGCUAACCUGUCAAGCACCAACCCGGAAGAUGUAACCGUGCCACCUUCCCCUUCAAGAUUGGCAACUGUCCAGCACGAAAGCAGGCUAAAAGACGCCUUUUAUAUCAUUGGAACUAUUCAAUUGCCUGUGACUUUGCUGGUGGCCAUAGUUGUCAUCAAAAAAAGCCAACAAAUGAGUGGUAACUUCAUACAACGAACAAGCGCUUUUAUCAGAGAGAAACCAGCAAGCGCCACCAUGUUUAUUUUCGAUGGCUUACAGUCUUCCUACGGUGGAUACGUUUACUCCUAUUCGUUAAAAUCCGUUCCAAAUCUCAAACACUCCGAAGGAGCCGUUCUCAACGCAUGUUUCUGGGGAACGUUUGCAGUCGGUCGACUCUUCGCUAUUGUACUUGCAUCAAAGUUUACUGCAGGGUUCAUGCUCCUUUGGGACAUUCUCGGUGCCUGCUUUUCCAUGACCCUGACUGUAAUUCUAAGAACGAACCAUAUCGGAAUUUACGUGGGUACAUGUUUCUUGGGCCUCUUUCUCAGCAGUGCAUCGCCAACAGUCCUCUCUCUUACGGAACAAUUUAUUGACAUCAAUCCAUCAAUUACAUCAACGAUUGUCGUAUUUUCUGGUAUUGGGGAAACAUUGUGCCCAGUUAUAGUCGGCAAUUUAUUUGUUAAUCUUGGACCGCCGAGUUUCUUGGUGUUUUGCUUUAUCAUCGUAAUUCUGUCUCUGCUGCUUUUCAUCUGCCUUUUCCUGACGGGAAGAGAAACAGAAAAAUACUCAAACAUGAAAAAGGAGUCAUUCAUUUGGCUUCCUGGUGUGUGGCGACGCCGUGCAGGUCAAAGCUCUUUAAUUGACAAAUCGACAGUGAAAUACUACUCCCGAAUGCAAGAAAGCCCCAGCAUCGACGGUAGCAACAUGGAAUUGGCCCGAAUGGGCAGUAGUGACCGAGGAGCUGAAGAUGAAUCAACAGAAGGAUACCAGAGACAGAGCGGCGGCGGCGGUUAUUGGCAACUUGGCGGUGGUUCUAUUCCAGGAGGAGUAUAG
Acanthosepion pharaonis is the source of this 1224-nucleotide messenger RNA. Lineage: Eukaryota; Metazoa; Mollusca; Cephalopoda; Sepiida; Sepiidae. The record is from the annotation of a GenBank genome assembly.